AUGGCUUCCAGAAGCGCACCCGUGCGCCGACUCCUGUCUUCAGGCACCUUUUCUUCCUCGCCAUCUGGUCUCCGCAUCAUAUCCCAUCGCACACCUGCGCGCAGUUUCCAUGGCACAUUCAUGCGCCAGACUGAUGGCGUGUUCAGCGGCUUGACUGAUUCACGCCCUCAAGUGCCCUGGAUUGAAGCUUUAAAGCAACAACAGGAGGGCAAACCUCCAGGCGGAAGCAGCCAAAAGCCUGUAGAGCGAGACAUGAGCCCCAAGAAGAUGAGCGAUAGCUACCACAGAGUCGUGCUGCCUCUAGGCCGUGAUCCUUCGCUCAGUAAUACAUACAUCAACUCGUCGGGGCAUAUACGGUUAGGAUCGCUUUUCAUGGACUUGGACGCACUAUCGGGUGUUGUCGUCUACAAGCACACGGGGCCCGGUGUCACGACAGUGACGGCAGCGCUAGACCGAAUUACGAUCGCCCACCCGCUCACCGAGAUAUGCGACCUCGAAUACAGCGGCCAAGUGACGUACGCGACGGGCAGGAGCAGCGUCGAGGUAACCUGCAAGGUUGCGCGGGCUCGCGAUGAGGGCGAGCCCAGCAAGCCCGAAGACGUCCUGUUGACAUGCACCUUCACCAUGGUAGCACUAGACCCAGAGACGAAGCGCCCGACCAACAUCCCCAAGCUGAUCUGCGAAACCGCCGAGGAAAAGGAUAUCUAUCAAACCGGCGAGGCAAAAGCUCUCGCGAAGAAAGAGAUGUUGAAGAAAUCACUGCUCGAAACAGAACCCAACGACCCGGAAUCAGCACUAAUCCACAAGAUCUGGCUCCGGCAGGUCGCAUACCACGACCCGACGAAUUCCCUCCGGCAGCCGAGCAACGUAAUCGCUAUGUCGAAAACCGUCCUCUCAACUGCCAAUAUAAUGCAGCCCCAAUACCGCAACCGGCACCAAACCAUGAUCUUCGGCGGUUUUCACCUAAAGCAGACCUUCGAACUAGCCUUCUGCUGCGCCGCCUCGUUCGCGCACGCGCGGCCAACAUUUAUAUCCGCUGAUCCAUGCACAUUCCGGAAUCCCGUUCCAGUCGGCAGCGUCUUGUACUUGACCGCGACAAUCGUCUACACAGACCCUCCUCUCCUCGGCGAAGACGGGCACGAGCCCGCGCAGCGCGAUCCGUCGUCCCCCUUAACGCGGAUCCACGUGCGCGUGGAUAGUAAGGUGCGGGACGUCGAGCACGGGUUCGCGCGGCCUACGGGACAGUUCAAUUACACGUUCGCCGUGCCGAAGGACGUGCGGGUGCUGCCGCAUACGUAUCAGGAGUUCAUGAUGUACGUUGACGCUAGGCGGCGCGUGCAAGCUGGCGAUGCGCAGGAUCGGGAGGAUCAUCUCGAUGUUGAUUCGCGGCGGCGAUUUAGACGGGUUGAGGAUGUCAAUGUGACUGAGUAG
Messenger RNA from Xylaria bambusicola, 1431 nucleotides. Its product is annotated as Thioesterase/thiol ester dehydrase-isomerase. Gene Ontology annotation, molecular function: fatty acyl-CoA hydrolase activity. The transcript has 2 exons. The record is from RefSeq and is a predicted model, not a curated record. NCBI's taxonomy places the organism in Eukaryota, Fungi, Ascomycota, Sordariomycetes, Xylariales, Xylariaceae. Gene Ontology annotation, cellular component: mitochondrion. The coding region runs from base 1 to 1431 and encodes 476 amino acids. Gene Ontology annotation, biological process: acyl-CoA metabolic process.